Drosophila grimshawi is the source of this 1065-nucleotide messenger RNA. Its product is annotated as protein late bloomer. Gene Ontology annotation, cellular component: membrane. The coding region runs from base 263 to 952 and encodes 229 amino acids. The transcript is spliced from 5 exons. The record is from RefSeq and is a predicted model, not a curated record. Lineage: Eukaryota; Metazoa; Arthropoda; Insecta; Diptera; Drosophilidae.
UUAAUCGUUCAACUGGCAGCGACGUCGCAAGAUGGGGCCAAACAAAAUCAGAUUAUGAGUCGAUGCCGAGUAUUUGCCGUGUGACCAUUGCCGAUGCUCAAGGUGCGACGCACAACAAUAAGUGUUUUGAGAAAUUCGUAUUUUGCCUAGAGUUGUUUAUUUUUCGUGUAGUUUUUGUGCGUGCAACGUUAAACGAAACUAAUUAUUAGUGAACACUAUUCGCUGUGUGUCAUGUCUCGUUAGCAAUUGCGUCGAACUGAAAAUGUAUUGCACCACACGCCUGCUGCGAUACAUUUUGUGUGUCAUCAAUUUGAUUUAUGCUCUCAACGGCUGUCUGCUCAUCUGGUAUGGCACCUGGUUGCUGAACAGCAUCGCCGAGCAGCGAAAUGCCGUUGAUCAUGGCGAGAAGUUGGCUGCCAUACUCUGUAUUCUGCUGGGCAUUGUCAUCGUUUUAGCCAGCAUAUUUGGUACUGUGGCCUUGGCUAAGGAGUGCAAAAAGAUGCUGAUAAGUUACGCAGUAUUGUUGUUGCUGUUAUUGGUCAUACAAUUUAUUAUGUUUAGCAUUAGCUUUGCGGCCAGUAGGGACGCCUUACCAAACAGUUUAAAACAGGGAUUCGAUGAACUGUGGGAUCCAAAACGCAGUAUCAAUAGCACACUCAGCGUAUACGAGGAGUGGCUGCAUUGCUGCGGUCGCAACAGUGCUGAGGACUACAUUUUGUUAGAGCGGGAAAUUCCUGCCAGUUGCUGUUUUGAGCUCGAUUGCACGAAACCCUCAAAUCUCUUUAUGGAUGGUUGUGAGAGCCAAUUUAAGCAAUAUGUCAGCAAAAAGUCGGCCAACUUUCACACAAUCACCUGGCUUAUAAUAUUAACUGAGUUUGUUGGCUCUGUGUGUACCUGUUAUUUGGUGGAUAGCAUACGGAAUCAUCGAGAUCGCGUGCGUUUCUAUAAUUAGUUGUAACUAUUGGUUAUUUACCCGUAUUAUUAUUAUGCUUAGUUAGUUUUUUGUGCCAUUGUGAUUUGUAAUUUAGUACAGCUAUUUAAAUAAAAAAAAAUUUCCUAUCUCCA